CCGUAGGGAGCCACCAGCACAGGCUCUUGGCGGGCUCUGGCUCCAUAAAUACCCACAGGCCCUGCAGGAGGGCCACCCAGAGGCAGGCAUACACCAUGGGGCGCCUGGGGCUGGUGGUCUUGGGCCUCACCUGCUGCUUGGCUGUGGCGAGCUCAGCAAAGUUGGGUGCAGUGUACACGGAAGGCGGCUUCGUGGAAGGUGUCAACAAGAACCUUGGCCUCUUUGGUGGCUAUGUCGACAUCUUCAAGGGCAUCCCCUUCGCUGCUCCCCCCAAGGCCCUGGAGAACCCCCAGCGACACCCUGGCUGGCAAGGGACCCUGAAGGCCAACGACUUCAAGAAGCGGUGCCUGCAGGCCACCAUCACCCAGAACAACACCUACGGGGAUGAGGACUGCCUCUACCUCAACAUCUGGGUCCCCCAGGGCAAGAGGGAAGUCUCCCGGGACCUGCCCGUCAUGAUCUGGAUCUACGGUGGUGCCUUCCUCAUGGGGUCUGGCCAAGGAGCCAGCUUCCUCAACAACUACUUAUAUGAUGGGGAGGAGAUCGCCACGCGAGGCAAUGUCAUUGUGGUCACCUUCAACUACCGCGUCGGUCCCCUCGGCUUCCUCAGCACUGGGGACUCCAACCUGCCAGGUAACUAUGGCCUUCGGGACCAGCACAUGGCUAUCGCAUGGGUGAAGAGGAACAUUGCAGCCUUCGGGGGGGAUCCCAACAACAUCACCAUCUUUGGGGAAUCAGCUGGAGGUGCCAGUGCCUCUCUGCAGACCCUCUCCCCCUACAACAAGGGCCUCAUCCAGCGAGCCAUCAGCCAGAGUGGCGUGGCGCUGAGCCCCUGGGUCAUCCAAAAGAAGCCGCUCUUAUGGGCCAAAAUGAUCGCCAAGACAGUGGGCUGCCCCAGAGAUGACACCUCCGAGAUGGCCAAGUGUCUGAAGAUUACUGACCCCCGUGCCCUGACAAUGGCCUACAAGAUGCCUCUGGCUGGCAUGGAGUACCCCAUGUUGUACUAUCUGGGCUUCCUCCCUGUCAUCGAUGGAGACUUCAUCCCUGAUGACCCCAUCAAACUAUAUGCCAACGCUGCAGACAUCGACUACAUAGCAGGCACCAACAACAUGGAUGGCCACAUAUUUUCCACCAUUGAUAUGCCAGCAGUUGACAAGCCCUACAAGACUGUCACAGAAGAGGACUUCUACAAGCUGGUCAGAGGGAUCACCAUUGCCAAGGGGCUCAGAGGCGCCAAUGCCACCUUCCAUUUCUACACUGAGCUCUGGGCCAGUGACUCAUCCCAGGAGGCCAAGAAGAAGACCAUGGUGAACUUCGAGACUGACAUCCUCUUCCUGAUGCCCACCAAGAUUGCAGUGGCCCAGCACAGAAUCAACGCCAAGAGUGCCAAGACCUACACCUACCUGUUCUCCCACCCUUCUCGGAUGCCCAUCUACCCGGACUGGGUGGGGGCUGACCAUGCAGAUGACCUUCAGUAUGUCUUUGGGAAGCCCUUCGUCACUCCCCUGGGCUACCGGCCUCAAGACAGGACUGUCUCCGAGUCCAUGAUCGCCUACUGGACCAACUUUGCCAGAAGUGGGGACCCCAACGUGGGUCACUUGGCUGUCCCCACACAGUGGUAUCCCUACACCCUGGAAAAUGACAACUACCUGGAGAUCACCAAGAAGAUUGAUGGCAACUCCAUGAAGCAGCACCUGAGGUCCAACUACCUGGAAUACUGGAAUGUGACCUAUCAGGCAUUGCCCACAGUGUCUGAUGGGGAGGCUGUCCCCGUGCCCCCCACGGAUGACCCCGAGGCUGCCCCUGUGCCCCCCACGGAUGACCCCGAGGCUGCCCCUGUGCCCCCCACGGAUGACCCCGAGGCUGCCCCUGUGCCCCCCACGGAUGACCCCGAGGCUGCCCCUGUGCCCCCCACGGAUGACCCCGAGGCUGCCCCUGUGCCCCCCACGGAUGACCCCGAGGCUGCCCCUGUGCCCCCCACGGAUGACCCCGAGGCUGCCCCUGUGCCCCCCACGGAUGACCCCGAGGCUGCCCCUGUGCCCCCCACGGAUGACCCCGAGGCUGCCCCUGUGCCCCCCACGGAUGACUCCGAGGCUGCCCCUGUGCCCCCUACGGAUGACUCCGAGGCUGCCCCUGUGCCCCCAGUAGAUGACUCUGAGGCUGCCCCUGAGCCCCCCAUGGAUGACUCCGAGGCUGCCCCUGACCCCUCCACGGGUGACUCCAAGGAGGCUCAGAUGCCUGUAGUCAUUGGCUUCUAA
This is a messenger RNA of Loxodonta africana (African savanna elephant), 2258 nucleotides long. RefSeq names its product carboxyl ester lipase (gene CEL). NCBI's taxonomy places the organism in Eukaryota, Metazoa, Chordata, Mammalia, Proboscidea, Elephantidae. The record is from RefSeq and is a predicted model, not a curated record. Gene Ontology annotation, biological process: ceramide catabolic process; pancreatic juice secretion. The transcript has 11 exons. Gene Ontology annotation, molecular function: triacylglycerol lipase activity; sterol ester esterase activity; retinyl-palmitate esterase activity. Bases 96 to 2258 code for a protein of 720 amino acids.